CGCGGCCCGGGCCCGAUCGCUGCUGCCGGGCUCAGGCUGCCCCACGCGCCUCGCGCCGCCGGGAUGCUUUUCUAUUCGUUCUUCAAAUCCCUGGUGGGGAAGGACGUGGUGGUGGAGUUAAAAAAUGAUCUGAGUAUCUGUGGGACCCUCCAUUCUGUGGAUCAGUACUUGAACAUCAAGCUGACCGACAUCAGCGUGACGGAUCCAGAGAAGUACCCCCACAUGCUGUCGGUGAAGAACUGCUUUAUCCGGGGCUCCGUGGUGCGCUACGUGCAGCUGCCGGCGGACGAGGUGGACACGCAGCUGCUGCAGGACGCCGCGCGCAAGGAGGCGCUGCAGCAGAAGCAGUGACCCCCCCCCCCAUGUCCCCCCUCCCUCCCUGCUGUAGGGGGUGCAGGGCGGAGACCGUC
This is a messenger RNA of Emys orbicularis (European pond turtle), 410 nucleotides long. RefSeq names its product LSM2 homolog, U6 small nuclear RNA and mRNA degradation associated (gene LSM2). Lineage: Eukaryota; Metazoa; Chordata; Testudines; Emydidae. Gene Ontology annotation, cellular component: U4/U6 x U5 tri-snRNP complex; catalytic step 2 spliceosome; U6 snRNP. Gene Ontology annotation, biological process: mRNA splicing, via spliceosome. The record is from RefSeq and is a predicted model, not a curated record. Gene Ontology annotation, molecular function: RNA binding. The transcript is spliced from 5 exons. Bases 64 to 351 code for a protein of 95 amino acids.